Molecule: messenger RNA, 5924 nt
Organism: Durio zibethinus
Lineage: Eukaryota; Viridiplantae; Streptophyta; Magnoliopsida; Malvales; Malvaceae
Product: ethylene-insensitive protein 2.1-like
Biological process (GO): ethylene-activated signaling pathway; manganese ion transport; iron ion transmembrane transport
Cellular component (GO): plasma membrane
Molecular function (GO): cadmium ion transmembrane transporter activity; manganese ion transmembrane transporter activity
Source: RefSeq, a predicted model, not a curated record
GUUUUUAGACCUUUCCUCCUUUUCUUUUUCUUUCAAUUUUCUUUCUUCGCCUUGAUCAUUAAUGGUAAAAGACUUUCCUUUUUCUUUUAUAAAUAUUUCCUCUCUCUUCAACAUGGCUUGAAAAGAACCCGCACCCUUCAAAUAUAUGCAUAUAUAUUUAUCUCUCUCUCUCUCUCAAAACUGAACUCUCUUUUUUCUUCUCUCUCUUUCUCAAAGAAAAAACAAUAAAAAAACCCUUUGGUUUCAUAGAAAAGCCCCUUCCCCAGGAUCUACUCUGUUGAAACUCAGACUGAGAUAGAGAUUGCAGAGAAAAGGAUAGCAGAUAAGCUUCAGAAAACAACCUUCUCAUAAGCUUUUCUAUAAGGUGCCUUUGGAGGAGUAAUUUGUUUUAUUAUUUGUUGUUCUUCUUUUGGACUGCGGCUGAGAGCAUCCCAUUUUUUGCUGAUUCAAGUUAUUGGUAGAAAUCUGGCAUGAGUUGGAAUAAUCAACUAUUUGCAUCUAGGAGAUGAGUGGGGAAUUGCAUAGGGUCUCAGCAAUACUGUUUUAGUGAAUUGGAUUGCAAGUGAUAGAUUGGCAUCUCAUGAUUGCAGCUGGGGCUGGAAUGUUGAUGUGUUAGCAGUCACCAUAGCAGUAAUUCUGGGAAAGUGCAUUUUAAAUGCCCAUCGGUCCUGCUGUGCGAGGGCUGUGGUUAGAUGUACAUUCCUUUUCUAGCAAGCCUUGGAGAAAAUGGCUGGACUGUUUGCUUUCUCUUGUUAAGUCGUGUUUAGUCAAAGAAGUUGCUGAUGUCCUGCUGAAUGUCUUUUGAUAUGUAUCAUCACUCCUCAGGAGAUGCAGUCGCUGUGAGCAACCAUGUAAUUGUGUAGCUUGUUGAGCAUUGGAAGUUGUUUUGCUAUUCUGAAGAGUUUUUUAGAUUCUGUACUACGCUGGAAUUUGUAUAUUAUCUAAAUUUCUACUUAACAACAUGGAGGCUGAGACAGGGAAUGGUAACCACCAACCAGGUGUUCUUCAUCGGAUGCUUCCUGCUGUUCUACCUGUUCUUCUAAUAUCAAUUGGAUAUAUUGACCCUGGAAAGUGGGUUGCAACUGUUGAAGGAGGUGCACGUUUUGGUUUUGAUCUGGUAGCCCCCAUGCUUCUUUUUAAUUUUGCCGCCAUUUUGUGUCAAUACAUGUCAGCUCGAAUUGGUGUAGUCACUGGAAGAGAUCUUGCUCAGAUUUGCAGCGAUGAGUAUGAGAAGCCCACUCAAAUAUUCUUAGGAGUUGAAGCAGAGCUUUCUGUGAUUGUAUUGGACCUUACCAUGGUUUUGGGUGUUGCACAUGGGAUUAAUCUUCUCUUCGGGGUGGAUCUGUCCACGGGUGUUUUUUUAGCUUCUCUUGAUGCUGUUUUAUUCCCUGUUUUUGCCACUCUCCUGGAUCACUGCCGGGCAAGUUUCCUAUGCAUAUAUGCAGCGGGUUUCAUAUUGCUUUCUUAUGUUUUUGGAGUGCUCAUUAGUCAACCAGAAAUUUCUCUUCCCAUGACUGGGAUGCUAACAAAGUUGAGCACAGAGAGUGCAUUUGCCUUGAUGAGUCUCCUUGGAGCAAGCAUCAUGCCUCACAAUUUUUAUCUACAUUCUUCUAUUGUUCAGCAGCAUCAAGGACCGCCAAAUAUUUCUAAGAGUGCCUUAUGCCACAACCAUUUUUUGGCCAUCUUAUGCGUCUUCAGUGGUAUUUAUCUAGUAAGUUACGUGCUGAUGAAUUCAGCUGCAAAUGUGUUCUGCAGUGCAGGCCUUGUCUUAGUUACUUUUCAAGAUGCAAUAUCACUAAUGGAACAGGUGUCCAGGAAUGGUCUACUGCCCUUAGUCUUUUUGCUGGUUAUGUUCUUAACUAAUCAAAUUACUGCGUCAACCUGGAAUCUUGGUGGGCAAGUUGUCUUGCACGAUUUCCUUGGGCUUGACAUACCAGGUUGGCUUCAUCGUGCAACAAUCAGAAUUAUUGCAAUGGUCCCAGCUCUUUAUUGUGUGUGGACUUCUGGAGCUGAAGGGAUAUAUCAGUUGCUUAUCUUAUCUCAGGUCAUAAUAGCUCUUAUGCUUCCAUCUUCAGUGAUCCCCCUGUUUCGGAUUGCUUCAUCAAGACCAAUAAUGGGUGUCUAUAAGAUUUCUCCAAUUGUGGAAUUCCUAGCGCUGGUAACAUUCAUGGGGAUGCUGGGCUUAAAGAUAAUUUUUGUUGUAGAAAUGAUAUUUGGGAAUAGUGAUUGGGUGGGUAAUUUUGGAUUGAAUACUGGCAUGAACAUUUCUGUUCCUUUUGUUGUUCUUCUUGUAACUGCUUGUGCAGCAUUUUCUUUGAUGCUUUGGCUAGCAGCUACUCCUUUAAAAUCUGCUAGUUCCAGACAUGAAGCUCAUGCAUGGAACUGGGAUUUGAGUAGAACUGUUCCUGAGGCAGCUAUGGAGAGGGAGGAAAAUGAUUUAAGUGAAACCAGUUAUCAUGGAGAGGAACCUGCUCAUAUGCUGGAAAGACCAUCAACACCAGAAAAGUCUAUUGAGAGUCUUUCAGAUUUAUCUUUUCCAAAUUAUGAUCUGGAUUUGCCUGAAACAAUACAGGAGUCUGACCAGGAUAUACAUUUGACUACUGUUAAUGAGAACUCUUCUAAUAUUAUAUAUCCUACUCCCUCAGUUUGUAACACCCAGGAAUCAGCUUCAACUGUAGUUAAUGAGGUAGCAGAUCAUGAUUUACCUGGCAUUAAAACUCUGAAGAUUGAAUCGAUGAAGCCUGUGGAGAAAACAGUGAGUUUAGAGGGAGACCUGCAGAUUGAAAAAGAUGAUGAUGAUGGAGAUACUUGGGAGCAUGAAGAGCCAUCCAAACCUCCUUCUGGAAGUAUUUCCUCUUUGACACCAGAUGGCCCUCCUUCAUUCAGGAGCCUCAGUGGGAAAAGUGAUGACAGUGGGAAUGGUACCGGGAGUCUCUCUAGAUUAGCAGGAUUAGGGCGUGCUGCAAGGCGUCAAUUAGCUGCCAUUCUUGAUGAAUUUUGGGGGCAAUUGUAUGAUUUUCAUGGACAACCUACCCAAGAAGCAAAGGUGAAGAAACUAGAUGUAUUAUUAGGUGCUGAUCCAAAGCCACUAAAAGUGGAUACUACUGGGAAGGAAUAUUGUGGGUAUUUCCCUUCGAUAGGGGGAAGAGGAUCUGAUGCGCUUAUCACUUCUAGUCUGUAUGACUCUCCAAAGCAAGUGAAGGUGCAAAAUACUAUCGAUUCAUCGUAUGGGUGUUCAAGAGGUUCUUCUUCCUUGUGGUCAAAUCACGUGCAGUUAUUGGAUGCGUAUGUUCAAAAUUCGAGCCGUAAUGUUGAUUCUGGUGAAAGGAGGUACUCUAGUUUGCGUGCUGCACCCUCUACUGGUGCAUGGGAUUAUCAACCAGCUACAGUGCAUGGAUAUCAGAUUGCGUCCUAUUUCAAUCGAUUUGCCAAGGAUAGAAGCUCCGAUAGCUUGAAUGGUCAAAUGGAGUUACAAGCAUCGAAAUCUCCUGCCCUGGACCCUACAAAUUAUAGGGAAUCCCUGGCUUUCACAUUAGGGCAAAAAUUGCAAGAUGGGAUAACUCAUGCUCAAGCCCCUGGAUUUCAGAAUGUUGCGGUUUCUAGAAAUAAUCCAUUACAAUCCGAAAGAUCUUAUUAUGACAUGAGCUCCUCUGGAACUAAUGAAAUUUCUGGGAUACCAGUCAAUUCAAAGAAGUAUCAUAGCUUACCAGACAUAUCAGGGCUUUCUGUUCCUCAUCGGGAUCUGUACAUGUAUGAGAAGAGUGCUCAGUGGGAUAGUUCCAUUGGAUAUGGGUCAUCCGUUGGUAGGAAAAAUUAUGAAACAUCCAUGUAUUCAAAUGCUGGCUCAAGGGCAGGAGGUCCAUUGGUCUUUGAUGAGCUUUCUCAAUCAAAGGGUUACAGAGAUGCUUUGCCAUUACAGUUGAGUUCAAGUUCAGACAGUGGAUCCCUUUGGUCUAGACAGCCUUUUGAGCAGUUUGGUGUAGCUGAGAAAAGAUGUACUGCUGGUAGUGAGGCAUUUGGAAGUGGGUUGAACUCAGUAACUCAGAAAACUGCUUCUGGUGUGGAUUUAGAAUCCAAGCUUCUUCAAUCUUUCCGAGAUUGUAUAAUAAGGCUAUUAAAAUUAGAUGGGUCUGACUGGUUAUUUAGACAAAAUGACGGGGCCGAUGAGGAUUUAAUUGAUCGUGUAGCAGCAAGGGAGAUGUUUCUUUUUGAUGCUGAAGCUAAACAGAUAAGCCAGGUUGUUCACACGGGUGAACCUCAAUACAUGUCUUCUGAAAGGAGCUAUGGUUCUACACCAAAGAGUGACGAGGCAAGUUUUGCCAAUGUUUUAAUUUCAUCAAUUCCUCAUUGUGGGGAGGGCUGUAUUUGGAAAGCGGAUUUGAUCAUAAGCUUUGGAGUGUGGUGCAUUCACCGGAUCCUUGAUCUUUCACUGAUGGAAAGCCGACCAGAACUGUGGGGAAAAUACACUUACGUGCUUAAUCGUCUCCAGGGUGUCAUAGAUCUGGCAUUUUCAAAGCCUCGAACCCCAAUGUCACCAUGCUUCUGCCUUCAAAUCCCCAUGGAAUAUCAGCAGAGGUCAAGUCCUGUUUCAAACGGAAUGUUGCCCCCAGCUGCAAAACCUGGUAGGGGUAAGUGUACCAAUGCAGCUACUCUCUUGGAUAUAAUUAAGGAUGUGGAGAUUGCUAUAUCUUGCCGGAAAGGUCGAACAGGUACUGCUGCUGGUGAUGUAGCCUUUCCGAAGGGAAAAGAGAACUUGGCAUCCGUCCUUAAACGCUAUAAGCGAAGAUUGGCCAACAAGCCAGUUGUUACCCAUGAGGGGUCUGGAUCACGCAAGAUUCAGACAUCAGCUCCAAUGUUGGCUUCUUACAGUUCAUAGCUUUUAUUCCAGUUUUCCUUGAUGGGUUCACGGCUGCUGAGCUGUUUGAUUUUCAGAGGCAGCUCAUGCGCUUGCUCACUUCUCACAGGACUUUCAAAACCAAGCUCCUCUUUCCUCCUCUCAUGUGUAUUAGAAGUCAGAGCUGCAAAUUUUAUUUCCAUGUAUGUUAUAUAUAAAUAGGAUAAAAGUUUACUGGAUGUGUAAUUGCAGCAGAAUGAAUGAAAAUGAGUUGGAAGAAAGGUGGAAAUUGAUCUAUAGCAAAUGUCAUCUCUCUGGGUUUUCAGUUUUUCACUUGAUUUGAAUUGUCAUGAUUGAACCAAUCUUGUUGUACUAUUGCUCUAACUUGGUCUGCUAAUCAGGAAAAUUAGUGGCUGAAAUUUGGAGUAGUGAUUUUUAGAGCUUACCCGGACGACAAAGUUUAAUAAAUAAAGGCAGUAGGCCUGGACUAGUGGGGAGACACGUGGAUGAUUACGCAAUCAAAAGGCUAAACCAGACCCCACAGCAGUGAUUAUAUCUUUUUUCAACUCAGUUAUAUGCUGCAGGUGAUUAUCAUCAUUCAAUCGUAUUUGAUACUCAUAAUUUACCGGCUUCCACCAUCUCCUCUGCUUAAAAGAAUAGUCAAAAGAAGAGGAGACAAGCAACUUUUAAGUCAUUUUCAAGAGUUGCAUAGCCCUUCCAUUGAAAUUUGGUUACUCUUUGCAAGAUGGGUUAUGUUCUAGUGAUAUCUUUUCCACUGAUCUUGCUUAUCCUGAUCCUAGCCCUUGCAUUUUAUCUUCUUGGUAGAGCUCGGGGUCGUAGUGAAAGACCUGCCCAAUAGUUUGGGCCACCUGCACCACCAGCUUCAGCUCCAGCCUCACCUCCACCACCCCCACAAGGAAAAUCAUCCGAGGUCUAGAAUUUCUGAAAGUUUGGCUUGUAUAAUGGGUAAUAACGUUUAGGGUUUCAUGUUACUUUGCUUAAUAUUUGAUUAGUUCUGCAAAAUUUCAGCUUCAUUUUGUAUGAUUCUUAGUUUCCAUUGAAUAAUAUUUUGAAGCAUUUCCAAUUGCCA